AUGAGUCUGUUCAACACGUCGUACCUGAUGGGCAACGACACGACGGGAGGAUGGGGUCCCAGGUACUUUUUCACGUUCUACUCGGAGUUCGGCGACGAGCAGGCCGAGUCGGCCGUGGAGGUUACCGUGUUCAUGGUAAUAUUCGCCGCGUCCGUCGUGGCCAACGUGUCCAUCGCCUGGGCCGUGCUCAGGUACCGGGAAAUGCGUACCGUCACCAACUGCUUCCUACUCAACCUCACCAUGGCCGACCUGUUGUUCGCCAUCACUACGCCGGCGCUGGCUUACGUCCGUGUCCGGCCCGACUGGCCGUUCGGGGAUUUCGUCUGUCGACUGUUGCCCUACUCGCAGUUUGUAUGCGGUUUUGUGCUACUAUGGACUCUGACACUGAUCAGCAUGGACCGGCACCGGUGCAUCGUCGUACCGCCAUACCGGUCGCAGCUGACGCCCCGCCGUGCUACCGUGCUCACCGUUCUCACGUGGCUGAUCGCCCUGGCCGUGUUCAUGCCCGUGCCGUUCUGGUUCCACGAGCAGGCCGUGCUGGGUGACACCGCGGUCAAAGUGUGCACACUGGUGUUCCCCAAGAACGACACGUUCAAAAUGUCCAUCGUGUUCACCGUGUCCGUGGUGUCGCUGUCCUGCAUCCUGCCUCUGUCGCUGUUCGUCUACCACUACCAGAGGAUAUUCCACAAGUUAAACAAGACCCGACGGCGGAUCGAGCACUCCGUCUCGCACCGGUCCACCGCCGUCCACACCACGUCGCGGAACAGCCUGUCACCUCCCGCCAACGGUUCCAUACCGCAGGUGUUGGUGCGGCACGAGGAGCUCCGGUACAGGAAACACGUGCGCGUGGUGCGCGUGCUGCUGAUCAACGUGAUCGUGGUGCUGGUGAUGUGGCUGCCGAUCACCGUCGUGAUGUGCCUGAUCUACGUGGACGGCAGCCGGGACACGGAGGACACGGGCUACUUCCUGCGGUCGCACCACUUCAUCAUGGGCCUGCUGUUCGCGCUGCUCAACACGGUCGUCAACCCGAUCCUGUACGGCGUGCUGUCCGAGAACUUCCGCAAGUGCUUCGCCCGGCUGUGGUUCAUAUCGAAGCGCCGGCGGGCCAUGCACAGGGAACUGCUGGACAACGCCAGCAAGGGCGCCCGGACUCCCAGCAACGGCCACUACAACUCGACACUGCAGCCGGGCAGUUCGGCGUCCGUGGUCGAGCUGCCGGCCACCGCGGUCGCGUCGUCGUCCGCCACCAACGAGUGUUGGUGA
Macrosiphum euphorbiae (potato aphid) is the source of this 1263-nucleotide messenger RNA. The record is from the annotation of a GenBank genome assembly. NCBI's taxonomy places the organism in Eukaryota, Metazoa, Arthropoda, Insecta, Hemiptera, Aphididae.